Messenger RNA from Pochonia chlamydosporia 170, 1014 nucleotides. Its product is annotated as oxidoreductase CipA. Bases 1 to 1014 code for a protein of 337 amino acids. The transcript has 2 exons. Gene Ontology annotation, molecular function: oxidoreductase activity. Lineage: Eukaryota; Fungi; Ascomycota; Sordariomycetes; Hypocreales; Clavicipitaceae. The record is from RefSeq and is a predicted model, not a curated record.
AUGGCACGUUACGCCAAGGAUCAGCCUGCUGGCUUUGAAAACCGCAUUGAGCGCGUCGCUAUCGUCGGUGCUGGUGGUCAAGUCGGCAAACACAUCGUUCAAGAACUCCUCAAGACAGGAAAACACACCGUCACUGCAAUCUCCCGCAUCGGUAGCAAAAGCCCUCUUCCCGAAGGCAUCAAGGUUGCCACGGUCGACUACGAUGAUGAACAGACCCUAGUUGACGCUCUCAAGGGCCAACAGUUCUUGUUCAUCUCUGUCGCCCUCGUCGCACCGCAAGAUACCCAGGACAAACUCAUCAGAGCGGCUGGCAAAGCCGGUGUCCCUUGGAUUAUGCCAAACGGCUAUGGUACCGACCUGCUCAACGAGAAGCUGGCCGAGGAAAACUUCACAGGGAAGAGUACCUGGGCUGGCCCCAAGGCUGUUGAGGCUACUGGUGUCUCCUCGUGGGUUAUCAUGUGCUGUCAGUUUUGGUAUGAGUACUCUCUUUCGACAGCGGACUGGGCUUGGGGAUUCGACUUGAACAACAAGAAGGUCACCUUCUACGAUGACGGCAAGACGCGCAUCAACACAUCUACAUGGCAGCAGUGUGGUCGGGCGGCUGCGGCUCUUGUGAGCCUCAAAGUGCUUCCCGAGGACGAGAAUGAUAAAUCAGUUACUCUCUCCCAGUGGCGGAACAAGCCGCUUUACAUUGCCAGCUUCCUCGUUUCCCAGAGGGAGAUGCUCGAUAGUGUCGAGCGCGCAACAGGAACAACAGACAAGGACUGGGAGAUUAGCUAUGAGCCUUCCAAGGAUCGCUACGAGCGUGGAAAGAACGCAAUGUUCGGUGGUGAUAAGGACGGCUUCAAGAUUCAAUUAUAUGCCCGAACGCACUAUCCCAACGGCGAUGGUGUCAUCCAAGAUAAGCUUGCUAACGAUGCACUUGGGCUGCCCAAGGAGGAUUUCGAUGAGGCUACUAGGAGAGGCGUGGAGCUCUGGAAGUCUGGUUACAAUGCAUUUGCUCGUCAACAGUAG